Messenger RNA from Naegleria lovaniensis, 1317 nucleotides. RefSeq lists its product as uncharacterized. The transcript has a single exon. NCBI's taxonomy places the organism in Eukaryota, Heterolobosea, Eutetramitea, Acrasida, Naegleriidae. The record is from RefSeq and is a predicted model, not a curated record. The coding region runs from base 1 to 1317 and encodes 438 amino acids.
AUGUCAAUGCCAUCAACACGCUCCAACCGAGCAUGGAUGGUCUCAUGCUUAUUGAUGAUGAUACUUCUGGCAUGUGUUGUGUUACUUUCAUACACACCAGCGGAAGGUAGAAAAACAAAAACCAUAGUCAUUCAUUUGGAUCAUCAAAACUCUCGAAAUGAAGAGGAUGACAAUGACGAUGAUAACAACACCACACAAUACAUUGCCGUUGCUCGUCGUAAAAGACGUCCUGCUCGUCGUUCCGUUUCAACCAUUGUUGUAAAUGUAGAAAAGAAGAAGAAGAAGAAAAAGCCUCUUCCUCCUCCACCUGCUCCUCGUUUGAAGCCCAUCUAUGUAACGAUCAAUCCUCCAACACAACGAAUUGUGGUACAGACUCCACCACCUCCACCUCCUCCUCCCCCAGCAAAACCAGAGGAACCUAAACCACAACAACCCAUGCAAGUCAAUGUCGAGUUGGAAUUGAAGAUUGAAGGAAGAGGAAGAAGAAGAGGAGGAGCUAACGGUGCAUCUCCUGGAAUCAAUGUGGUACCAAGAAUUCGUGGAGGUGGUGCUUCUGCUGCAGUGAAUGGACCAGCUGAGUCUAAUAACAAUGGCGGUUCUGCAUCAUCGUCCGAUAAUAAUGGUGGUAAUAGUAAUAAUAACAACAACAACAAUGGUGGUGCUUCAUCAUCCUCACCUCAGGAACAAGCUGCUGCCUCUGGUAAUACUCAACCACAACAGCAACAACAAGCAUCAUCCUCACCUCAAGAACAACAAGCAGCUCAGCAACAAACUCCUGAACAAGCUCAACAACCAGCUGAGCAAGCUCAACAACAACCAGCUGAACAAGCUGCUCAAGGCGGAGAGCAACCACAAGGUGGAGAGCAACAACCAGCUGAACAAGCUGCUCAAGGUGGAGGAGAACCAUCUCAGGAAGGUGCUGCAUCCGGUGAUGAUCAAUCUGCUGCUGGCCAAGAUCAAGGAAAAGGUAAGAAGAAAGGUGCUGCAGGUAAGAAGGGUGCCAGAAAGGCAGGUAAGAAGGGCGCAGCUGGUAAGAAAGGUGCUGCUGGCAAGAAGGGAGCUGCUGGAAAGAAGAAGAGAGGUGCACAAGGAGCUGCUGCUGGAAAGAAACAACGACCACAAAGAGGUGCAGCAAGAAAGCCAUCCAGAGCAUCAGCAGCUAGCGGUGGUAAAAAGGUUGCCAAGAGAGGCGGUAGUGGUGGUGCUGUGAGAAAACCAGCUGGAAGAAGCUCAUCUCCACAACGAAGAAGUAGUCCUGCUCGUUCAUCCUCAAGAAGCAGUUCUUCAAGAAGCAGUGCUCCAAGAAGAAGAAAAUAA